AUGGAGAAAUAUUAUUUGGAUAAGCCUGGUAAAAAGCCAUAUACAUCUGAAAAAAUCGAGUCGAUAAUUAUGGAAAUUAAUGACGCUAAAUCAACGGGUGCUAAGAAAAGACGAGAUUAUUAUAUUUUACAAAAAUAUGAUGUAUUAACAGUGGCCGAGAAAAAGUAUUUAAUACAUAAAAAAAAAGAAGAUAAAGAAGAUAUAAUGUAUAUUGUAGCAUAUGAAGACUUGUUUGAAAAACUAAGUACUUACCAUAUACGUACGGGACAUGGUGGUAUAGGGAAAAUGCGUGCGGUACUGUCCAAUAAAUAUUCAAUUCCAAGACCAGCUAUUGAAACUUUUUUAUCCAUAUGUGCAACUUGUAAUAGUAAGAAAGGUGUGAAUCGUAAAUUGGUUAUCAAACCAAUAAUUAAUCACCACACAAAAUUUAUAUCUUUAUUGCCACUUGAAAGUAAACGAGCAGUUGAAGUAGCAUCUAAUUUGCUUACGGUUUUUCUUACUUUUGGUGCACCGAAAAUUCUUCAAUGUGACAACGGUAGAGAGUUUGUAAAUUCUAUAAUUAAUGAAAUUAAGGAACUUUGGCCUGAAUGCAUAAUUGUACAUGGAAGACCAAGACAUCUUCAGAGUCAAGGAAGCAUAGAACGUAGCAAUCAGGAUGUUGAAAAUAUGCUUCGUGCAUGGAUGAAAGACAAUAAGACCAAAAAAUGUUCUAUAGGAUUGAAGUUUGUUCAAUUCCAAAAAAAUUCUUCACAUCAUCGGAUAAUAGGUCGCUCUCCAUACAAAGCUUUAUUUGGUUGUGAUCCUAAAGUUGGAUUAUCAACAUCUAAUUUACCGUUAGAAGUUAUAAAAAAAUUAACAGCUGAAGAGGACCUUGAAGAAAUUUACAGCAAAUAUGAAAACGAAAAUAUUGAACAAAGUAUUCUUGUUAAAUAUUGCAAAAUGUGCAAAAACGAGUCCACAGAAGAUGUUUGUGAUUUGUGCAAAACAAAUAAUGCAAUACACGAAGAACGUAAAGCUGGGCACAAAGGUCAAGAAAAAGCUGCCGAAAAAAUGUUACAGGUUAGCAAUGCCGUAAUUCCAGAGUUCAAAAUUAAUGACUGCAUCACAAUUUCUGUUCCAAAAGUCGACAGAGGACCAUCCGACCCUGCUCGCGUGAUUGCUGUUAUUAUUGAAGAAAAAAAUGAGAUGUAUAAAAUAGGAACUACACAUGGUCUUAUUAAAGGAUGGUUUAAUUCUAGAAGUAUGCAGCAUGCAACUGCAAAUUUCAUUUUAGCUGAACAGGUUGACAAACAAAAAGAAUUAACCUUGUGUGAAACUGUCCAAGUUGUAUCUGGUGGUCAGGGGUUCUUAAGUUGUUCAUGCAAAAGUGCUUGUCAAACCAAAAGAUAUGUUUGUUUUAAAGGUGGUUUAAAAUGUAACAGUCGUCGUCACAAUUCAUUUUCCUGCUCUAAUAAAUAA
This is a messenger RNA of Acyrthosiphon pisum (pea aphid), 1458 nucleotides long. Its product is annotated as KRAB-A domain-containing protein 2-like. Gene Ontology annotation, biological process: DNA integration. Gene Ontology annotation, molecular function: nucleic acid binding. The transcript has 5 exons. Bases 1 to 1458 code for a protein of 485 amino acids. The record is from RefSeq and is a predicted model, not a curated record. NCBI's taxonomy places the organism in Eukaryota, Metazoa, Arthropoda, Insecta, Hemiptera, Aphididae.